Molecule: messenger RNA, 741 nt
Organism: Aureobasidium melanogenum CBS 110374
Lineage: Eukaryota; Fungi; Ascomycota; Dothideomycetes; Dothideales; Saccotheciaceae
Exons: 3
Coding region: 1-741 (246 amino acids)
Biological process (GO): peptidyl-proline hydroxylation to 4-hydroxy-L-proline
Cellular component (GO): endoplasmic reticulum
Molecular function (GO): L-ascorbic acid binding; iron ion binding; procollagen-proline 4-dioxygenase activity
Source: RefSeq, a predicted model, not a curated record
AUGCCUUUAUCCCAAGAAAAGGCAGAACAGCUCGUAUAUCCGGACUCGAUUUUGCAGUGCGACUCCCACUCAUAUGGGGUCCAUGUCUUUUCGAGAAGUCCGUUAAUAAUAUACAUACCUGAUUUCCUUUCGAAAGCGGAGUCAAAGCAUAUGAUAGAGAUCAGUGAAGACAAGUGGCAGCCCUCGACAAUCUACAAAAACAAUGUCGAAAGUUCAGAUACCAGCGUCCGCAAGUCCGAAAAGGCCAUGAUCGAACGCGACAAUACGGUCCAAUGCAUCGAACAACGCGCUCUAGACUUCCAAGGCUGGCCUGUUGACACCUUCAUCGAACGCUUGUGGACACAAAGAUACACGACAUCUGGGCACUAUUCUCACCACUACGACUGGGCUUUUGCAUCAAAGACAGCACACCGUGUCAGUACAUUCAUGGUCUAUAUCGAAGCCAACUGCACUGGUGGAGGCACAAACUUCCCAUUACUUCAGAGACCAAAAGAUGAGCGCUGGUGUCAAUUCAUAGAUUGCGAGGAACCAGAAGAGAAUGGUGUCACCUUCUUGCCAAAAGCUGGCGCUGCUGUUUUCUGGGAAAACUUCGACGUUGACGGCAAGGGAUGGAAGCAGGGUCUUCAUGCUGGUAUGCCUGUACAUAGUGGAGUCAAGAUUGGCUUGAACAUCUGGAGCUGGUACCAGAAAGGUCAUCAGGAGGCUAUCAAGAACCAAGCUGCCAGUAAAGAUGAGCUUUAG